Molecule: messenger RNA, 1698 nt
Organism: Brachypodium distachyon (stiff brome)
Lineage: Eukaryota; Viridiplantae; Streptophyta; Magnoliopsida; Poales; Poaceae
Product: basic leucine zipper 2
Exons: 4
Coding region: 371-1333 (320 amino acids)
Biological process (GO): positive regulation of DNA-templated transcription
Cellular component (GO): nucleus
Molecular function (GO): DNA-binding transcription factor activity; DNA binding
Source: RefSeq, a predicted model, not a curated record
CUCCCCCUCUCUCUCCGCCAGUACUAUUUCUCUCCGCGCAGCCCAAAUCGAGUUGCUCCUCUCUCUCUCUCCUCUGUCCCUAUCAUUCCAAAUUGCCCGAUUUAGUUCAGUGACGAGCCGAAGGCACCCCCCCCCCCCCCCCCUUCCUCCUCCUUCUCGCCAUCCAUUCCGCCGUUGUUCGCGCUGCAGCGGCGGCGGCGGGCGGCGCGCGGCAGCAACAUAAACGUGAGCUAAAACGUGGACCGCACAAUCUCCGGCACCCCCAACCUACAUUACCGCCGGAGCCCCCGGCGCUGCAAAGGUUUGGGCGUUGCGCCAUCGAUCGCACAGGCUCGCGGUUGCGGUCGGUUGAUCGGUGCUUCCUCCGGCCAUGGCGCAGCUGCCGCCCAAGAUCCCCACCAUGGCGCCGGCCUGGCCGGAGUUCGGGGGCGGGCACCACCACAGCGCCCGCCACCACCAUCACCACCAGCGCAGCCCCUCCAUGGGCGCCUUCCUCGCUGCGCCGUUGCCGCCUCUCCCGCUCCCGCCCCCGGCGCCGGCCGCGAACGGGGCGCAGCAGCAGCAGCAGCCGUCGUGGGUCGACGAGUUCCUAGACUUCUCGGCCGCCAAGCGCGGCGCGCACCGCCGCACCGUGAGCGACUCCGUCGCCUUCCUCGACGACGACAAUGCCGGCGCCGGCGCGGCCGCGCACGAGUUCGAGCGCCUCGACGACGCCCAGCUCAUGUCCAUGUUCUCCGACGACCUCACGCCGCCGCCGCCGCCACAGCAGCCCGCGGCGCCGAGCGCGUCGUCGCCGUCCGAUCACAACAGCAACAUCAACGAUGAGAAGCAGGACAACAAGGGCGGCGAAGCCGAGGAGGCGCAGAGCGGCUGCAAUGGCGGCGGCGGCGGCUCGGCGGCGCCCUACUCACCCGCCACGGUCGAUCCCAAGCGGGUCAAGAGGAUCCUGGCGAACCGGCAGUCGGCGCAGCGGUCGCGUGUGCGCAAGCUGCAGUACAUCUCGGAGCUGGAGCGCAGCGUCACGUCGCUCCAGACGGAGGUGUCGGCGUUGUCACCGCGCGUCGCGUUCCUCGACCACCAACGCUCGCUGCUGACGCUGGGGAACAGCCACCUCAAGCAGCGCAUCGCGGCGCUCGCGCAGGACAAUAUCUUCAAAGAUGCUCAUCAGGAGGCACUGAAGAAGGAGAUAGAGAGGCUGAGGCAAAUCUACCAGCAACAGAGCCCGAAGAAUGCGGAAUCCCCAACGCCCGACGCCCCCCUGCAGGUCCGCAGCGACAACGGCUUGAUAGCAAACGAAGGGACCGCCGGGCCUGCGCCCUGCCUGCCCUCGUGAUCGAGAUCCGGCUUGGACCGGAGGCGUCGGCCUCAGGACAACAAAUCAAGUGUUGUCGCUGUUCUUCCUCUUGUCGUCUUCGUCGUCGUCGUUAGGAUCGAUCGGUCGAUUUGGUGUGUUGGUUGGAUUUGUUGCAUUCUUUGGGGUGUGAUGUAUGUAACUCGAUUUGUUCAUUCCGGUUCCUUUUUUCUGUCCAUUCUUGCAUCCCUCUGAUUCUUCUCUACUUCCCUGAUUUGUGAUUUUUUGUCCCGGCAUUUUGGGCGAAGGUUGUAGCUAAGAAUUGUAAUUCAGUUUGGUUGAGGUCGAGUGUUCUCCGUCUGGCUGGUCCUGUAUCUAAUCAAUCAUCAAAUGCAUGCUUUUCUACA